Molecule: messenger RNA, 9741 nt
Organism: Plectropomus leopardus (leopard coralgrouper)
Lineage: Eukaryota; Metazoa; Chordata; Actinopteri; Perciformes; Serranidae
Source: RefSeq, a predicted model, not a curated record
GCUGCAAUUUCGGAAUCUGCCCUUGUAUAUGGCGGACGAAAUUUCCACAGGAGGAACCGCAACACAAACCCCCCCCGUGCGAGGCAGAAACGGAGAGCUUGCACGGACUGAAGUAAACCUCGGCAAAUUCAUGAUUCAUUACGCCAUUACUCUUUUCUAAAAUGUAACGUAGCGUGUCGCGGAGGAAGAGCAAAAAACCCGCUGUGGUGAAAAUUUGCAACAUUUGGAAUUUCUCAUAACUAAUUCACAAUUUUUUUUUGAGGAAGCAGUUGUGCAGUCACCUCUGGUCGGGGAGGGAAGAUUUCUGGAGCGGGAGCCUGUUUCGCAUGAGCUGCAUCGUUUUUGGAGAAGCACAGGCUCAGAGGAGGUGGAGUCAUGAGUGUACAAGAAGCACCCAAUCCUGUGAAGGAGCAGGCGGACGGUGGGAGCACAGCAACAGACGGCACCUCACCAACUUUAACCCCAAAGACCAAGAGUACAACUCCACCACCCAUCACAGUAAAGAAAGAGCCCGGGACAUCCGAGACGAGUAACGGGAAAGUGGGAGAUCCCAACCCUGCUGAGAUCUGUGUUGUCAUUGGAGGAGCUGAUGGCGGAUCAAGUGGAGGCGGAUCCCGUAGAGCUCAGACCGAGGGUAUGUUUGCCCUUGGUACUCCUCCUCCAACGAAGAGCACAGACUCAUGCAUAGGUUCCUACGUAUGUGGCGUCUGUGGGAAGAAGUACAAGUAUUAUAACUGCUUUCAGACGCACGUCAGGGCACACAGAGAAUCAGAUAGUAUGGUUGCGGAUGGUCUACCCCAGGCACCCAACAUCUUGUCUCCUCACUGUAGCCGCCUCCCCAUAGGUGACAUCCUAAUACCAGAUAGCUUCCGUUACUCCUGUGACAUCUGUGGCAAGAAGUAUAAAUACUACAGCUGCUUCCAGGAGCAUCGUGACCUGCAUGCAGUUGAUGAUCCAUAUGAGCAGGUAGUGUUACCUGUGGAUGGCCUUAAAGAGGAGGAGCCAAUUGAACCCUAUCAGAAAAUUGGACCAAGGGAAAAAGCACUCGCCCACCUCCGCAGAGACCGCGGGUUCAACCGACGUCAGCGGGUGUCCCUUCAAACACAAUUGGCAGUGUUCGCAGAAACUGGGAGCUAUGUUUGUGAGUUCUGCGGGAAGCAGUACAAGUAUUUCAACCCAUAUCAGGAGCAUGUUGCUCUCCACACACCAAUGGGCUCCUUCGAUUUGAAGACAUCACGGAUACAGGAAUGUGGUAGCAUGGAUAUGACUAAAUUUGGCCACAGCCAAGCUGGUAAGAUAAAAAACAGUCCAUUCAGGCGGAAACUGGAAAGUGCAAUUCAGUCUAGUCUGGUUGACACAAACAGCUCGCAGAAUUCGAGCGGAACUCCGAGCCCUCUGGUGGCCAGCACCUUCUCUGCAACCCAGAAACCCUACACUUGUGGUGCCUGUGGCAUCCAGUUCCAGUUCUACAACAACCUGCUGGAGCACAUGCAGUCCCACGCUGCGGACAAUGAGAACCACACCAAAGGGGACUCUCCCAAAACCUCCUCAGCCUCCGGUCCUCAAGAGCCGCUGUGGAGAGGCUCUCAGGCUCAGGCCCAUUCCUCAGUUAAACUACAAAUCCAGCCUCAAAGUAUCUCCCAGAGAAACCACACACUCAGCCAGAAUAAUGGACUACCUGAGAAGGAACGACAGCAGGUGGCUGAGCGCCUCUUACGGGUAAUGUGCUCAGAUCUGAGCAUGCUUAACGUGCUCAACAGCAAGGACUUCCUGAAGUUGGCACAGACCCUGGUGGAUACAGGUGCUCGUCAUGGUGCCUACUCCACCCGUGAUGCUUUUGGCAACAUGAGUGCCUUGGCACUGCGCCAGCUGCCCCGCAUGUACAACCAAGUCAAAGUCAAAGUCACGUGUGCUCUCGGCUCCAAUGCUUCUCUUGGCAUCGCUGUCACCUGCCACUCCCAGACAUCAGGCCCAGACGCUUGCUAUGUUCUCACAGCCUACCAGGUAGAGGGUUCAAGACUGAAGCGCUAUGUGCUUGGCGUGAGGGAGGCCGAGCUGAGGGAGGGGCCCGAACAGGUUCACCACUGGGUGCAGAAUGUGCUGUCUGAGUUUGUGAUGUCAGACAUUCGCACCGUGUAUGUCUCAGAGCCCAGAGUGUGGGCAGCGGGAUUUGCGGGAUCACCACUUGGUGGCGGCGGCCGGAGCCGGAUAUGCUUGCGAUGCGCGGGGUGUUCACUCGGUGCAGUUGUCCAGGCUGUUCUCGGGAAGCGCAGCCUCCAGGCUCGAGGCCUUCACGAGUUGGCCGAACUUCUCUCAUCGUGCCGAGACAUCGCCUCCUCCACCACUCUGUCCCUUCGUGAGGAACAGUGCACCAACACAUCCACAAGCACAACUGAGGAAGGUACACAAGGCAGCCCUGCACAGUGCCCUACCCCUCCUUGCUGGGAUCGUACAGCCGAAGCUCUUCUGCAGGUCCAUGCCCACUUUGAACAGAUUUGUGAGGCUUACGGACGCAGUAAGACCACAGCUCCGCUUCUCCAAGGUCUUAACAAGCAUCUGCUCGGCACGCUUGCUUGUCUGCUGGCACCUCUGCGUCUAGCAGCUCUGGAGCUGAGCAGCCAGAGAAGGCCAACCUUACAGCAGGUGCUGCCAGUCUACCUGCGCUUGGAGAAGUUUUUCACAUCCAAAGCUGGAGAGGCAGGGACUGGCACAGCUAGCAAACUCUGCCACUACUUUCUAGAAGCACUGAAGGAGAACUUCAAGGUUGAACGAGCCCACCAGGUAGCCAUGGUCUUGGACCCACAGCUCAAGCUGCGUUCAGUGCCGGCCUACCAGCAUGAAGACAUAAUCUCUCGUGCAUGCGAAAUGGCUGCUGAAACCAGGGAUGGAGGUAUGAGUGGUGGUGGAGGGUCAGGUGGUGAAGAGCGAGACACUGAAGGCCCGCCAACUCCUAAAAUAAGCCGCAUAGAGGGCGGGGGAAACAACGGUGGCACCUCACGGGGGAGCUCGUCAUGCACGGUGUCUGGUAACGAUGAGAAUCACAGUCAUGUUAGACAAGAGAUUUUUCAAUACCUGGCAGAACCUCUUCUCCAAGGCACGCCUGACCUCUUCCAGUACUGGAGCUCAGCAGUGAAUGAGAAGUUCCCCAGGCUCGCUCGCCUGGCGAUGUGGCUCCUUGCUGUGCCCGCUGUGGGCAUACGCAAUGAGUGCGUGACUGUGUGCGAGCAGAGCCUGGCUAUGAAGAGGAGGCAGCAGGUAACUGCUGAGGAGAUGAACAAACUAAUUUUUCUUCGCUCCAACAUGGGCUAGGAGAGAAACUCAACCAACCCUAAUCAACCAAACCUUCACCUCCAACCAAUGACUGAAGACUAUUAUUUAUAUACUGUAGGUUUAGACCAACUUAAAUGUGUUAAGUACUUCUCAAGACAGAUAUUUACAGGAAACUCACAUUGUAUAGGUUACAAACACCCAUAAAACAAUACGGCUUAUUACAUAUUUUAUAUGGAGAAAGGACUGUUGUAAAGUACUGCGGACAAAAUGUAGGGGUGGAACGGUAACUCUCAAAAGAUUGUCCUGUUUGGUACGCCAUCCUCGGUUUGGGAUGCACAUGUAAGCAGGAUCAGUCUUAUCAUGGCCAGUGAUUUGAAUUACUCCAGCCUAAUGACUGCUACAGGCUAUAAUGCUGUUAUUCUCACUGGAUGGCAACAUUUUCAGGUAAAGUCAGCUUUCACUGCUUGAAGCUACUGUCAUAGACCUCUGAAAACACACAGCAGUAUGUACUGUAGCAUUUACAGUAUGAGAAAGAUUACUUUCAUUGGUGUAUGACAACAAAUUCAAGAGGUGAAUCUUCACUGCCAUUGCACCUCUGACACUUAAGUGUACCAGGUUUAUGAUUUAUUUUCACUGAGAAUUAUAUUUUUUAAACAUACUCAGCCACGAUAAACAGUCAGGUAUCAGAGCUAAAUCAUCGCAGCUCAUUUAACGGUUGCUUCUGUGACCUAAAAAUUUAGCUGCUGAUCAUUUGCAUGCACCACACUGCAUGCAUAUUUCAUUCAAAAGGGUAAAAAACAGCUGAUAAAACAUUAAUAUGAUGCUUUCCAGUUUUGUUUAUGUUACAAAUUGCAAAGAAAAAUCAUCCAAUAGUUUGUUUUCUCUCUAAAAUUAAAUCAAGAGGUCUUAUGCUGCUAGAUAUGCAAGUCAAACUGUUAGAUUUGCACAGAGGGGCCAAUAUCCUGAAGUUAAUAAAAUCAAGCUUUUGGUUGAGUUUUCUUUGCAUGCACAAAGAGGACAGCAUCAUAUUAGAACAUGUCUAUUAGCAGCUUUUACACCGAUUUUAUUCAGCCUUACCAUAGCUGGAUUGCACCAACAGGGACUUAAAUAGCAUAUUGGUUAUAUUAUCAUUUAAUACAUAAUGGAACAACCCAGCUUUUAUGUCAGUAAAUACACAAUAAUGACAUCUAGAGGCCAUUUUGUCUGGCCUGAUAGUUUCCAGAUACUUCAGGAAUGUCACAUCAGUCAGCUCUGUAAAAACAGACAUCAAUACACUUCUUUAUACUGGAGACAUUUUGCCUGUGCAUUGCCCUCAGAUAAACAGCAGUAAUGUUAUUAGCCAUCAGUUUGGUAAGCUUGUAGGCAAGGAUUAAUUCAUAACUGUGUAAAUCCUUGUGUAGUUGCCCACUGUGCAUAUGUUUGUGUAUUUGUUUUUAAGCUUAAUUAGACUUGUCCAUAGGAAAGCUAUCAUUUAUGUUAUUUAUUCUUCUUUCCUCAUUUAUCAUUUUAAUGUAAACAUUGUCUUCCUUAUGCGAGAUACACAUUUCCAUUUUUAAAGCAAUAAGCUUUAUCAUAGGGCAUCGUUUCUAACUCUAUCUCCUCAAAAUGACUGUUCUCAUGACGCUCUUACAGUUAAUUAUUAAUGGUAAAUUAUUUUCUUUGUGAAAUCAACUCUCAGGAAUGAGUGCACCCAAGCAGGCACCGCCACUUUUUCCUCACUGUACCGAAAACACACCAAACUGUGACCUCAAUGCCGAGGUAUGUACUGAACCGUGACUUUUGUGAAACGUUCCACCCCAAAUACAGUUAGUGCCAUUUGCAACAAACGAAAAAUGGAUCACUGAGGGUUUAUUUUUUUCCAGGACGAAGCAAUUUCUGCCAGUACAUUAGAAUCAACAAAUGCAUCCUAAUGAAGUCAAGUUAUUUAUUUUUUUAUGGAUUCUAGUAUACAUCUACACCUGCUAAUACCUCCUAAAAUGACUAGGAUGAAUGGAAGUUAUACUAUCAAUUUGUUUGUUGCCUUUGGUACUAAUUAGUCAAGUACUAGUUUGUCAUCUCUGUUUUGGGCCUUAAGUCUCUUUCAUGCGGUCAGAUUAAAGGUAUAGUUCAGAUUUUUUGAAGUUGGGUUGCACGGUGUACUUAAGUGUAAUAUAUUACCUGGUAUAUUACAUACAGUAGAUGUUAGUCAACACGCUCAGUUUGGAGAACCAGGCAGGAGAACCACCAAGGCAACUUGGCAAUGUAACUUUGUGGACAGGGCCAGCAUCAAAACGUAUUUUAGUGACUUAAAAAAAGGCCCACCUAAACAAAUUCAAUAUCAUUUGAAAGCAACAUUAUGCAACUUUUAGUUGCAUGUUGAGUCUCAUUCUCAAGACAUCAAAUACUGAUAUUUUGUGUUGAUGCUUCAGUUCGACCAUCAACCAAAUGUGUCUAAGUCUCAUUCCCAGGUUGUCAAAUACAAUCAACAAAAGUUGCCUAAUGUUGCUUUAAGUGUAAGCUAUGUGAAGAAUGAUUGACUGCUUUACCCAGUUAUCAGACAGCCCCUUCCUUUGGCACUACAUUUUUUCAAUUGUAAAACUUAUUAAAAAAACCAGUAUUCCUAUGUAUUCCACCAGCAGUACAUUGUUUAGCCUUUGUUUUGGUACUCCUGCAUGCUUCUCCAAACUGGGGGUGAGCUCACUGCCAUCUACUAUAGGUAAUGCACUGACUUUAGAUAAGUACCUCAUACAACCCCACUUAAAAAAAACUCCAAACUAUCCCUUUAUAUUCUACAGCCAGAGCCAAUGUCAUGCCUUUUUAUUGCUGUUCAAUGGCCUUCUUUUCACCAUCUUUUCUAAAUCCUGUAAUUAUUUUUCUUUUUCACUCCUGUAGACCAACUGGGACCUCUGGCUGAUAAGUGCCCUCUAGUGGUCAAAUUUGGACUUAAAAAAAUCAUAGGCAACUGUGGUAUUUGACAAGUGCUUUAUUCCAAAGUUCAGGUCAUCUCUUGGUUUUGUUUAUAAAACAGGUCAGGAAUUAUUUCAACAAUAACACAGCCAAGCACAAGUAUCCACUGUAUAAACCUAUACUCAGUAGGUCAGUUGUACCAGAGCAGGAAUAUAUAUCAAUACUGAUAUUGUAGUAUAAUACUCUCGUUUGGAUUUUGUUUUUUUUUUUAAAUAUUUGUUGUGCAGCGUAAAUAUUUAAUCUAAAAGGGUUCGGUACAGUCAAAUGGUUUGAUGAUAUAUAUAUAUAUAUAUAUUUGAUAUAUAUAUCAAGCAUUAACAAUCAUAAUUGAAGAUAUCAACUGUAAAAAAACAUUUUGGUGUCUGUUUUCUUCCCAGGUUUAGGCCUGAGUACUAGUUAAAGGUCCAGUGUGAAGGAUUUAUGGGCAUCUAUUAGAAGAAAAGCUAUAUUAUAUGCAGAACUAUGUUUUCAAAAGUUUGUUUUUUUUUUCAUUACCAUUACAGAAUGAGCUAAUUAUAUCCUCUAUGGAGUUUGCAGUGUUUUUUCUACAGUAGCCCAGAACGGACAACCAAACACUAUGUUUACAUGCACAGCUAAGUCACACUACGUCUAGUGCUCGAGUAGGCCAUUUCAUUGGACUACUGUCCUUGUCCCAGUAUAGAGUCACUGGGGGAGAAAUAAUUUAUUGACAGAAGUAUGCGAUAUGCUCCCUGUCCGCUAGUAGCUGAUGGACCUAUUUCAGGUUGACCUUUUAUGCCACAUACCUUACAAGUUAGCAAGUGGCAAACGGGUUGCAUGUUGAACGGUGACAACAUGGAUAAGUUUUCGGCGGCGCAUAUUUCAUACGAGCUCUGCGCUUUACUUGGUACCUUUGUUUGUUUUCUUCCUUUCUUUUUCUUCUUUUGUUUUUCCCAGCUUACAUCUGCAAAUUUAGACUGUUACUCAGUUCAGGUCCCAUUGAGACACUGAGAAAUUAGACUUGGUAUGAUUCUAGUUGGACUAACAUGUUUACAUGUAUUUUAAUAGUCCAGUUAUAGUCAGACUAACAAAAUAUUUGAACUUUUUCUAACAUCAUCCAAACUGAUUGACUGGCUCUAAAAUGUGUUUAAGUAAUUCGUGUUUUCUUGUCAGCCAUUAUAGUUCUUUAACAUGCUUAGUACUUGGAAGAAGUUUCACUUCUGCAACCUCACAACUAGAGGCUACUAAAUCCCACAUACUGGAUCUUUAAGAUGCCCUCACAUUACUCUUCUGGUGAACAAAUAAUUGCUCAGUUUCCCAUUCAUUUUUGUUGAAUUGGACACAUUCAGGCAUCCAUUCCCUGUUUUUCUGUGACCUCCAUGGAUCAGAGUUCAUCUUUGUUAAACUUUGACCUUUACGGUUGCCCAGUAGGAACUCUGAUUAUCUGUACUCAUACAGUCAAUAUUAAACCCCUGCCUUUUGGCACAAACUAGCUUAGAGACCAACAGUCAGUGAUCACACUGACAAACUUUAUUUAUGACCCAGGUCGGAAUUGUGACAUUGUAUCCUUUUUCGAGGCUGAGAGCAGGGCGAUUUUGUUAAAUGUGACUUGUCCUUUAUGUCGUGAAGGACACAGGAUGUUGAAAGAAGGAAGUCAGUACACUGCACAUGGAAAAUUACAGGGCAUUUAAGUGAAUGGUCAAAAGUGUAAAGCCAAGGUCCAGCUAAAAGUACAAAUCUUAGUCCACCUGAGUGUUGUUUUUUAGUUACAUGUUUCAUUUUGUCAACUUUUAAAGACUUUAAAUGUUGAAAUGGUAAAAUUAUGUCUGUCAAUCAGAGGUGACUGGCACUACAUCACAAACUGCAUCAUAUGGUUUUUACGACUGAUGCCCUCCUUACCUCCAUUAACAGCUUUGAUGUAGUGUUUCAUAAAAAGUAACUUAAACACCAGGGUGUGAAGCAUUGUUUUGCUGCCCUCUUGUUGAAGGUUUCCAGCCUGUUUCACCAUCAGUGAUGGAUGUGGUCACAAAUGUGCUCUUUUGCACCUCUAACCACACCUUACAGUGAUAUUGUGGGGUCCUGAAGUACAUCUGUACAUCACUGUGUGCAACCACUGGAGGUCAGCAAAGACAACAUUUUCAGGAGGUGGAGAGUUACUCUAAAAAAAAGACUUUUUCCUCUACAACAAGGUUCUGCAAUGUAAUUACUGUCAUUCACAUUUUAACACACUUUAUCUAUUUUUCCUCUGUAAAGUUUGGGGAGAGAGAGAGAGACUUGAUUCAGUGUAACCAUUCAUUAUUUCAUUAUGAUAAUCAACAUGUAUACUGCUGUUUGCGAACUGAUUCAUGUCACACACUUAUAUUUUGGUAAAUGCUGUAAAUUAUAUGUCAAAAUUAAUUUUCUAAGUACCAAUCCAAUGUUUUACCUCAGUACUCAGAAGGUAAUGUUGUAAUUUAAAGGCUGAAAAUCAGAUACAAAAUUAAGCUUUCUUCUAAGAUGUAGUCAAAAUACUGUACAUUGAUUUGCAGUUUUAGCAGCGAUCCUCAAUUGAACUGAUGAAGGGAUUUUUCUUACCAUUUUUAAAUAAGUAUUUUAAAUAGGAUAUGCUCUGGGACAAAAUGCCAUUGUUGACGUAAUGAUGUCAACAUAAUUUUACUUAGAAAUAGCGUUCUUUUUGUUGAUUAAAUGAGAAUUAUAUCUAAGAUAUGCAUGCUUUUAAUAAGAUAUAUACAGUUAGAGCCAACAUGAUUCACUUCCAUCUGAUGAGAAACACUGGCUUUAUGAAUAGACAUUACCUUGGGACACACUCAUCAAGAAUCAGACAAGCAACCGAGCUGAAUUUAACCUUUCGAGGUGGGAGUAGCGAUGCUGAUCAUGGGUUGGUGUUGAAUGGGUUGACAUCAUCCAUUUUCAGAGGAUGUAUUAUGUAAAUACAUGAGAACUGCUGUUUUUAUGCCACAAGGGGGAGCCUUCAUUUCAGAGAUACAGUAGGGAACACCAAUAACAUUAUACCUCUAUUUUCUACAGUAGCAUUUCAAAAGGUUUUUUGAUAUAAUAGAAAACUCAAGUUAGAUACUGUUACUAGAAAACUGAAAUCAGCUGUAAGUUUUAUUUUGUUUCAGGAUUUUAACUUAUUCAGAUAAUAAUUGUAAAAUAUGGUAUAAGAAUGCAAACAUGGAGAUCUUUUUCUGUUUUAACUAUGGAUUAUAGUCUGUAUUAUCAAUUCAGGUUAAGAAACUAGUGUUGCUUUCAUCCUAUUUUACAGGCAUUUCUUCCUUUUCUACUCUGCUAAAAUGCAAAAAAAAAAGGGUUUGAUUCUAUUCAUUUUGUCUUUUUUAUCGCACUUUGGCAGCAGAUUCCUGUGUAGCUUCAGAUCUGAGUUGUCUUAUUAGUAAGCCUAAUUUAUACUUUUGUAGCAACACUAUUUUUAUAUAAUGGCAAAGAAAGGGUUCGGUGUCUUUUCUUUUUGUUUUUCCUGUGUCAUAUGUGGCAGCGCUGUUUAAUGUUUCUUGAAUACAUUACCCACUGUAGUAUGUGACGUGUGAAUAAACUCCAAAUCUGUGUCAA